UUCCCGACCAUUCGAGCCCUAAGAUGGCGGACCGGCGGCGAAGGAGGAGGCGCGCGUCCCAGGACAGCGAGGACGACGACGAGUCCGGUUCGGGUUCGGACAGCGGGAGGUCGGGGUCCCCCGCGACCAAGAGCCGGGGGAAGGAGCCCGAGCCCGUGGAGGUGCCCGUGGUCCGGGUCGAGCCGAAGAGCGACGUGCAGUCCGAGUGUGAGAGUGAAGAUGGAGGGGUGGGAGAAGCGGUCCUGUCCGACUACGACAGCGCCGAUCCCGAGGAGAAUGGCUCCCACUCCGAGGGGGUGGAGGAGGAAGAGGAGGCAGAGCAGCUGAGUGGCGAAGAGGCUCCAGCAGCAGCAGCACCCAGCGAGCCCACGCCAUCGGCUCCCAGUGUCCCGGGAGAGGAGGGUGGAGAGGGGGUAGACAAAGAGCAGGGAGAGGGCGAGGGGGAGGUAGAGAAUGACGAGGAGGGGGAGGAGGAUGAGAGGGAGGAUGAUGGAGGAGGAGAGGGUAAAGAGGAGAGCAAAGUUGAGGAGAAGGGAGAUCUGACCGGAGAGAGACAGAGCGGCGAUGGACAGGAGUCGACAGAAGACCCUGAGACCAAGACGGGAGGGAAACCCGGUCAGAAGCUCGAUGAUGACGAGGACAGAAAGAACCCGGCCUACAUCCCCAGGAAGGGUUUGUUCUUUGAGCACGACGUCCGAGGCCACGCCCAGGAGGAGGAGAGACCCAAAGGUCGCAACAGGAAGUUGUGGAAGGACGAAGGUCGCUGGGAGCACGACAGGUUCCGGGAGGAGGAGCAGGCGCCCAAGAGCCGCGAGGAGCUCAUCGCCAUCUACGGUUAUGACAUCCGAAAUGGCGGCGGCGGCGGCCAUGGAGACCGGUCGUUCAGACAGCGGCGGGCCAGACAAAGUCUGUCUCCCAGCAGAGACAAGCGCUGGGGAGGGGGAGGAGGAGGAGGAGGAGGAGGAGAGCAGCGACCGGUCCGGUCCUGGCAGGGAGGAGGAGGUCUGAACCGAGGAGGAGUUCCUCCACCUUCCUCCGCCCAGCCCUCCUCUGUCCCGCUCUCCUACGCCCAGCGCCACAACCCCUCCAGGCCGCCUCCCUCCCGCAGCAGCAGACCGUCCCACCACAAUCAAAUGCACCUCCCGCCUCAGUCCCACUACAGGAACGACGAAUCCAAAGCGCCCCAGAUGCAUCCCAGAGAGCGACAGGGUCUCAAGGCUCAGUCAGAGCCUGCGGGGGAACGGGGCGUGGUCAGCAGAGGGGGGCGCGGGGGCAGGGGUGGUCUCUCCUUGGUCGCAGACAACGUGUCCGUCGGCCACGACGGCUUCGAGGAAAAGGACCCGAGCUUCAGUGCGUCGUUGCAGUCGGGCAGGUACCAGUCCGCUUCGCCCCGACGACAGCAGCAGGAGUACCGAGGCAGCGCCGACCGAUCUGCAUCUGGAUUGGCUGCCUCUGACCCCUCCCCUCAAUCGUCGUCAACAGCAGCCGCCAAUCGGGAAGCCUCUCCUCCCGCCGAGCGGCCGGUAGAGCGUAAGUCUUACUCGCUGGCUCGCAGGACCCGCUCUCGGCCCGCAGACCUGGGCAGCAAACAGACGUCCGUCGAGGAGACGACAACGGCCGGAGGAAACGCCCCCUCCUCCUCCUCCCCCAGUGGCGGUGGCGUGGGAGGGGGGACGUGGGCAGGAGUUGGAGACGGUCCGAGUCAGGGGGGAGGAGGGGGAGGGAUCAACGAGCUGGACCAGGACGUUGCUCGACUCAGUCUGGCAGGACAAACCUGGAGCCAGAGUCCGACGUCGUACAUCCGCCCUGACCUGAGAGGCGUCCCCAGCACCAUGCACCUACCCGCUGGCCCGCCACCGUUCUCCAGCAUGGAUGAGAUGGGAGUCGGCUCAGGUCGGGCCAAGCGCUACUCGUCCCAACGCCAGAGGGCCGUGCCCGAGCCGGCCCCGCCCCUGCACCUGGGCGUGAUGGAGGGACACUACUAUGAACCCAUGUCGUACCAGGGACCAAUCUACGCCCACGGGGACGGCCCCGCCCCCAUCCCGCCACAAGGCAUGCUGGUCCAGCCGGAGAUGCACAUCCCCCAUCCCUCUCUCCACCCGCACCAAUCAGGUGGCCCGAUCGCUAACCCUGCCCUCUAUGGUGGCCCACCUGUAUCUCUGUCACCAGGGCAACCACAGCAGCUGCUGCCACCGCCUUUCUACCCUCCGCCAGGGGUCAUGACCUUCCCCUACCCCGCCAUGUACCCGACCCCACAGGCUCAGGCGCAGGUGACCUAUGGCGGCGUGACAUACUACGACACGAUGCAGCAACAGGCUCAGCCCAAGCCCUCUCCGCCCCGCCGCACCUCCCAGCCCGUCACCGUCAAGCCCCCCCCUCCGGAGGUGCCCUAUGCCUCAGAGUGACCCCAUCUGGCCCUUCCCCCCAACCACCGCCACCCAGUCUCAGCCUCACUCAGUCCUGACAACCACAGGAGAAGGGUGGGAGGGGCCGAAAGGAGCUGCGGUCCCCGGCGGCAGCGGCGGCGGUAACCAGGGAGGUGACGGACACAGGCGAAGACGGACUGUACGAGACACUGGCAGCAUCAUGUUGGACACGCCCCCCUCUCUCACUGUCUCUCUCUGUAGCAGGGCGGCCCUCUUCUUUGACGCAGGGGUUCCGAUUAUGCCAACGUCUUUUUUAGCAACCACAUUGAAACAAAACCAACAACGUCUCCGGAGACACUUUGACAAAUUCAACUCCUCCAGAGUCGAACUGACGACGUGUCGGAGUUAAAGUCUUUUUUGUUUCUUCUUGUUUCAGUCAGUUGUUACAAACAGUUACGAUAAAAAAAAAACGGUUCAGUUGCGUGUUUAAGUUUAAACGCAGCUCGCAGUGUCAUUGACAACGUGACGGUGUUGCCCCCUGGUGGCUGCCGCUGCACAACAUGGCACCGCCCUUAUCUGGAAAGUUUAUCUUAAUUUUUGUACAAUGGGAGUCGUAGGGUGUCGAGGCCCCGCCCACACACACACACACACACACACACUCGUGACCAAUCAUUAGUCAGUGUCCGCUGUCGAUCAUAACGUUAUCGUUCAUUAGUUUGGUCACAUCUGCUAACACGGAGGGAGGGGGGCUUAUGACCUGUCCUGCAGCCGGACACCAGGGGGGGCCCUUUCACUCGGUCUGUUAAAACCUAGGUUCUUGUGCGUUUUCUUUUUCCCGGACGUUAGAUCGACGCUGUAUAUAAAAAUCUAAAUGUGUAAAUAGAAGCUCGAACAGAUGAAACAUAUUGUGAAGACGCUCGGCGUCGGCAGGGACUCGGAAUUUUAACGACGGAUUUACUUCAGACGACAGAGCAGUGGCUUCGCUUCCUGUUUUAUUUUCUUAAUUCUUUUGAAACGUCACCGUUUGAUUUUAAUAGUUAGUUUUUUUUUAUUACAAGUUGAAGCAGCAGCGACGCGUAGUGAUUCUCUUGGUUCCAGUUGUUCGUGUUUCAUCGUCUGUUUUUUUUUUUUAUAAAUAAAUCAAAGUUUAAGACACUUGAACAAAUAUGACAUCAUCAGUAUUCUGAGAGAACGUCGUCGGUCCUGAGCAGGUGUGUCAGUGUGUGUGAGGAGGCGUGGCCUCAUGGUGGAGGCUGACGAUUGGUCUCAGCUCAUUUGUUAUUGAUUUAUGUUUUUUUUAACGGACGUUAGAAGUCGUUGUUCGGGGCCACGGAGCGUUACAUGUGAUUAUUAUUGUUUUUGUUUUUUUGAAUGAAUCACUUCCUGUGUUGAGAUUCAGAUGACUUCACAUGAUGGUUCAGUUUGUGUCUCCACACAGGAUCAAUAAAGAUCAUAAUACUGAA
Messenger RNA from Scophthalmus maximus (turbot), 3829 nucleotides. It is a transcript of the gene casc3, whose product is annotated as casc3 exon junction complex subunit. Gene Ontology annotation, molecular function: mRNA binding. NCBI's taxonomy places the organism in Eukaryota, Metazoa, Chordata, Actinopteri, Pleuronectiformes, Scophthalmidae. The record is from RefSeq and is a predicted model, not a curated record. Gene Ontology annotation, biological process: mRNA processing. Gene Ontology annotation, cellular component: exon-exon junction complex. The transcript has 12 exons. The coding region runs from base 24 to 2405 and encodes 793 amino acids.